GGAAGGAGAGAGAGGGAGAGGGAGAGCAGGAGAGAGGUAGUCGGAGAUGCUCACUCUCGCUCUCACUCCCACAGCCGGUGGCAUAGAGGUCAGUUGUAGCAGAGCUGUAGAACACAGCCCCGGUCCAGCGGCUGGGGCACUGGGACUAGCAGAGCAGCAGCAAGGCCAGACAGCAUGUCCGACUCCAGGGCCAACGUUCAGUCCAAGAAGGCGGGCAUCCGGGCCGCUGUCAUUCUCAUCGGGCUGCUGCACAAGUCCAGGCGACACAAGGAGAGGCAGAAGGAGAAAGAAAAGGAACGGAAACAAGAGCUGCUAACUAUCUCCAAUGUACCUCUCGGAGAAUGCCCACCUUCACCGCCCCACACUGCACCACCCACAAUGAAAUCUGCAGAGUUCUUUGACAUGCUGGAGAAGAUGCAGAUACCAAAAACCGAGGACACUAAGAAGCACAAGGAUGACUACAUCCCUUAUCCCCGGAUAGAAGACGUCCUGGAGAAGGGGGGCCCUUACCCCCAGGUCAUCCUGCCCCAGUUCGGUGGUUACUGGAUCGAGGAUGUGGAGGCCCCAGUGGGCACACCCACCUCCUCUGACAGCAGCUUCUGCGAAGAAGAGGAGGUCGAAGGCACCGGACACGCUGGAGGUGGAGGAGGCUUCGGUUACCGGCUCGAGAGCAAAAGUACAGCGCGAGCGUACCGCAAACACUUCUUAGGCAGGGAGCACAUGAACUAUUACUGCACAGGCAGUAGCUUGGGGAACCUUAUCAUGUCUUUAAAACACGAGGAGGUCGAAGGACAGGAAUUCCUUCGCAUCAUGCUCAGGUCAAAGAUGAAGACCCUUCAUGACAGGAUCCCAUUGGAGGGACUGCCACAGCUGCCCAGUGUGCCCCAGAUAGCCAAGCUGCUUUGUGAUGAUGCCAUGGGUCUGAAGUUCAAUCCAGUCCUCUACCCUAGAGCCUCUCAACUAAUAGUCAGCUUUGAUGAACAUGAAGUCAACAACACGUUCAAAUUUGGGGUCAUAUAUCAGAAGUUUGGGCAGACGUCAGAGGAAGAGCUGUUCGGGAAUAAUGAAGAAACGCCAGCUUUUGCAGAGUUCCUCUGUGUUCUGGGAGAAAGCAUAGACCUGCAAGACUUUAAGGGGUUCCGGGGGGGUCUGGACGUGUCUCAUGGACAGACUGGCUCGCAGUCUGUCUACACUGUGUUCUGCCACCGUGAGAUCAUGUUCCACGUCUCCACGAAGCUCCCCUUCACAGAGGGAGACGUCCAACAGCUGCAGAGAAAGAGGCACAUCGGGAAUGACAUCGUGGCUGUGGUCUUCCAGGACGAACCCACGCCGUUCGUGCCAGACAUGAUCGCUUCCAACUUCCUCCAUGCCUAUGUGCUGGUGCAGGUGGAAAACCCAUGCACUGAGCACACCACCUACAAGGUAUCCGUCACAGCACGAGAGGACGUGCCCAUGUUUGGCCCGCCUUUGCCAAACCCAGCCAUGUUUAAGAAGGGCCCAAAGUUUCGGGAGUUUCUGCUGACGAAACUCAUCAAUGCGGAGAAUGCUUGCUAUAAGUCGGACAAGUUUGCCAAGCUGGAGGGGAGGACGCGGGCGGCGCUGCUGGAUAACCUGCAUGACGAGCUGCACAGGCAGACUCAAGCCACGCUAGGACAGGGUGUAGUUACAGACGAGGACAAGCUGGAGAACGGAGGACAUGGAGGCCUGCUGGAGUCUUUUAAGAGGGCCAUGAGGGUAAGGAGUCACUCCAUGGAGAUGAUGGUGGGCUCUCACAAGCACAAAGCAGCAGCAGGGGGAGGUGUUCCUUCCAGCGUGAGCGGGGGUGUGCUCCCCCAGAGCAGCACGGAGUGCACCAAGAGCACCUUCACGCCUCCAGUACUGUCAGCCAAGUCACCCCUGAAGAGUCCUGUGAAACGGCGUUCUGGGCUGUUUCCAAGAUUACACUCCAGCACAGAGAGUCCCACUGAGAAACAUACGCCUCGCAGUGAUCAGAAAACAGUAGACGCAUUGCCACAAUCACAGGAAGUGAGGUCGGAGACUUCGUCUAAUCCAAGUUCACCAGAGAUCUGCCCACACAAGGAGAGGCCAUUUGUGAAGCUGAAAGAGUGCAGUGGAAGGGCCAACAUGUCCCGCUCAUCCUCCAGCACUAGCAGCUUUGGCAGCACGGCCGGAGAGGGAGAGGGCCUGGACGAGCUGGACACGAGCAGUCGCCCAAGUUUGGCUUCGUCUGCUGGGUUCGGCCCCUCCCUCAGCGUAGAGAGCCAGAACUCUGGAACCCCACUCAUUAUGUGCCGCAGUCCUACUGAUGGGAAGAUUAAAACCUCACCCAGGUCAAACCUGAAGUUCCGUUUUGACAAGCUGAGCCACUCAGCCACAGGGCAUUAAGAGAAUUGGGAGUCACAGUUGCAGAGCAGGCAGUGGGGCUUAAUUGGCGCCAAGAGACUUUUGAUGAUUUUUAAAGAAGAAAGGAACCAUCUGCUGUAAGCAACGCGACCACCUUCAUCACUGCUCACACACCCUUUUGUGCUGCAACCUGAACUUGCGCAUGCGUGCGCGCGUGCACACACACACACACACACACACACACAGACAGACAGACAGACACACACACACACACACACACACACACACACACACACACACACACACACACGCACACACAGAGACAGAAAAAGGAGCGAGUGACACAUGGAUGCCAAAGCCAGAGUCUCAGAGGAGAGGUGUUGUUUUUACAUGUGCUGUACAAAUGUGCGAAAGCUUCUCUCUACGAUGUCUACAAAGCCAUGUCCACUCUAAUGCUGCUUCUCAUCAAACAGGUAGCUUAUAGAUAUGCCAGCUUCCUGGAACACUUGAUUCAAUAUUUCACAAAGAGCCAGUUUCAGUUCAUCAGAUAAUUCAGUACAAGUGCAUAGAUGGUUUGGAAUGCAGAUGUGCGAGACUGAUGCUAACACUAUAUAUUUGUGGUGUACUUUGUGAUUUCUGUGGGUUUCAUACUUUUACAUGCAUUCAUUGCAAUGAUUUGGUAUAAAUAAGGAGGGAGUCCUAAGAUGCUCAACCUUUCAAGAGAGUUAUGGCUCACUCUGUUCAAGCCAUAGGGCAUAGUGAAAAGGGCUGGGUUAAGACUGCUGUUUCCUGGUAUAAGCUUCAUUUUCAGUGUGCUAGUUUCUUGUUCCACCAACUUGCCUAGUAAUCUAGUGACUUUAUACUUACAGUGCGCAAGCAAUUCUGUUUCCUGUUAAACUCAACAAUAUUAGUCAAGGACUAAUAUUACAGUCUAAGGUACUUCAGUAGAAGUGGUGCAUGUGUUCUUUAAGUAUCUGAGGUGGAGAUUACACACAGUAGUUCUGAUCCAGUGCUUUUUCUGUCUCUGUUACUCUGUUUUGCUGUUUCUCUAUAUGUUCAUCCAGAGUUUGGUACACAGCCCUCCUGUAUCUUCCAGCAGUCUUACACAGAGUUGGAAGCAAUUCCUAUGUUUUCCUUAAUUUCCUUGCAAGACAAAUAUCAGUCAGACUUGUGAGGUGAGACAAAUGAGAAAAUGUAAUAUAAAUGCUGGAUUUAUUGUUGUAUUCAAAUAAAGAACACUUGUGUUCUGGAAAUUCAUAGAGCAUAAGCUACCAGAAGACCCCGACUUUUCUGUGAGGCGGAUUCUCUCUACACUGCUUUUUAUUCAUAGUUUCACCGUUCAUUCUCCAUUUCACUGACUUGAAUUGUACAUAAACCAAAAACUUUCAGUCCCACAGUACAUUGUUCAUAUGUAAAAACAAAAUUGUGACAUAUGAAUGAGAGAGCCAUGUUUGGCUAUUGGUUGUCUUUAUAUCAUAAGUAAAGGAGAAUCUUGCCUAAAGAAGAAGUCACUGAGUAAUUCUGAAGCAGUCGUUACACUUGUGCAGGUCUUUGCUAGGCGCCAAAACGCUUUCCAUGUAGCGAGAGCUUGUAGCCAGUUUGAGGCCUCCUGAGCUUAACACUGAGGCAACAGUGUGUCUCAGUAUGUUUGCUUGCUUUGUGUAGUUUGCAAAGGGAUAUUUUAGAGCACCUGUGUGAACAGAGAGAGCGUGGAACAGCUGAACAUAUUUGUUUGUUUCUUUGUUUGAUAGUGAAAGGGGCUGGUGUAUCAACAGCAGGUCAUUUAUACUGACAUAAUUUAUUGCUUUUAAACCUUGUGUCAAUGUCAUGUAAAAUUGCAGUGUAAAAGAGUUAAAUAAUUGCAGAUAAUUUAAGAGACUAUUCAUGUAUAUGUAUAUUUGGUUAUGUAAUGUGCCAUGGAGAAUUUAUUAUGAAAUAAAAUGUUGUAUUUUGUGUCA
Molecule: messenger RNA, 4301 nt
Organism: Electrophorus electricus (electric eel)
Lineage: Eukaryota; Metazoa; Chordata; Actinopteri; Gymnotiformes; Gymnotidae
Gene: rap1gap2a
Product: RAP1 GTPase activating protein 2a
Biological process (GO): regulation of small GTPase mediated signal transduction
Cellular component (GO): cytoplasm; plasma membrane
Molecular function (GO): GTPase activator activity
Source: RefSeq, a predicted model, not a curated record